Molecule: messenger RNA, 3966 nt
Organism: Suillus plorans
Lineage: Eukaryota; Fungi; Basidiomycota; Agaricomycetes; Boletales; Suillaceae
Product: PRP8 pre-mRNA processing factor 8-like protein
Exons: 16
Coding region: 1-3966 (1321 amino acids)
Biological process (GO): spliceosomal tri-snRNP complex assembly; mRNA splicing, via spliceosome
Cellular component (GO): U5 snRNP; catalytic step 2 spliceosome
Molecular function (GO): U2 snRNA binding; pre-mRNA intronic binding; U6 snRNA binding
Source: RefSeq, a predicted model, not a curated record
AUGAAAGUCCCUGGAAUGCCCACUGCGAUCAAGAACUUUAUUUUACGGUACUGGUGCUUAGGUCGAUUGACUCAUCUCAUGGGGUACUUGAAGGAUGGACCGUACAUCAGUGCGAAAGAGGCCAUUGCAAUUUACACAGCAACUGUUCACGGGCUUGAGAGCCGCAAAUUUGGUUCUAUACCAUUCCCCCCUCUGUCGUACAAGCACGAUACGAAAUUGCUUGUACUUGCACUUGAAAAACUGAAGGAGGCUUACUCAGUCAAGGGUCGUCUUAAUCAGUCGCAGCGUGAGGAGCUUGCCCUCAUUGAACAGGCGUAUGACAAUCCACACAAAUGUCUGUUGCGCAUCAAGCGAUUGCUUCUUACCCAGCGUGCGUUCAAGGAGGCUGGUAUUGAGUUCUUUGACACGUACGACAAACUCAUUCCGUGCUACGACAUUGAGCCCGUUGAGAAGAUCACCGACGCCUAUCUCGAUCAAUUCCUCUUCUUCGAGGCAGAUAAAAGAGGGUUGUUCCCUGCCUGGAUCAAACCUGCCGACACGGAGCCACCGCCGUUGCUUGUGUACAAGUGGUGCCAAGGCAUCAACAACUUGACAGAUAUCUGGGAGACGAGCGAGGGCGAGUGCAACGUGAUGAUGGAGACCGUCUUCUCCAAGGUGUAUGAGAAGAUCGACCUGACCCUGCUGAACCAUCUCCUCCAUCUCAUUCUUGAUCACAACUUGGCAGACUACAUCACCGCGAAGAACAACACCGUGCUGACCUACAAGGACAUGGCACAUACGAAUGCAUUCGGUCUCAUCCGUGGUCUUCAGUUCUCUGCCUUCGUCUUCCAGUACUACGGUCUCGUCCUUGAUCUCCUCAUUCUUGGCUUGCAGCGAGCUAGCGAGAUGGCGGGUCCUCCACAGAUGCCUAACAACCUUUUGCAGUAUCGCGACUCGGCAACCGAGACUCGUCACCCCAUCCACUUAUACUCCCGUUAUGUUGAUCGCUUACACAUUCUCUUCCGCUUCAGCGCGGAUGAGGCAAGGGACUUGAUCCAACGCUAUCUUAGCGCCAACCCUGACCCGACCAACAACAACGUCAUCGGGUAUAACAACAAACGCUGCUGGCCUCGAGAUUGUCGUAUGCGUCUCAUCAAACAUGACAUUAACCUUGGAAGAGCAGUUUUCUGGAACGUUAAGAACAGCCUGCCGCGCUCACUCACCACCAUCGAGUGGGAGGCCACCUUUGUCAGCGUUUACUCGAAGGACAACCCACAGUUGUUGUUCUCGAUGUGCGGGUUCGAGGUCCGUAUCUUGCCCAAGAUUAGGACGAUGGGUGGCGAGCAGUUCUCGUCGAAGGACGCUGUGUGGAAUCUCACCAACGAGCAGACCAAAGAGAGAACUGCGCAGGCGUUCCUCCGUGUCUCUGAUGACGGUGUCCAGCAAUUCAAUAACCGUAUUCGUCAGGUCCUUAUGAGCUCCGGUUCCACCACUUUCUCGAAGAUCGUCAACAAGUGGAACACUGCGUUGAUCGGUUUGAUGACCUACUACCGUGAGGCUGUCAUCCACACAAACGAGCUUUUGGGCUCUCUUGUCAAGGCAGAGAACAAGAUUCAAACUCGUGUCAAGAUCGGCUUAAACAGUAAGAUGCCAUCCCGUUUCCCUCCUGUUGUCUUCUACACACCGAAGGAGCUUGGUGGUCUUGGAAUGCUUUCGAUGGGUCACGUUCUUAUCCCGCAGAGUGACUUGCGAUGGUCCAAGCAAACUGACAUGACGCAUUUCCGUGCUGGUAUGACCCACGAGGAGGACCAGUUGAUUCUGAACUUGUACAGAUAUCUUCAGCCAUGGGAGGCAGAAUUCUUGGAUUCGGCUCGUGUUUGGUCCGAAUACUCCAUGAAGCGGAAGGAGGCCAAUGCCCAGAAUCGGCGCCUCACCCUUGAAGAUCUUGAAGAUAGCUGGGACCGCGGUAUUCCUCAUAUCAACACCCUCUUCCAAAAGGAUCGCCAUACAUUGGCAUAUGACCGAGGAACUUAUUUCCCUACCUGGGAGGGUCUCUUCUGGGAGAAAGCGUCUGGAUUCGAAGAGUCUAUGCGAUACAAGAAACUUACCAACGCCCAGAGGUCAGGUCUUAACCAGAUCCCUAACCGUCGAUUCACGCUUUGGUGGAGUCCGACCAUCAACCACGCCAACGUCUAUGUCGGUUUCCAGAUUCCCACCCUCAAGAUCUCGCUGAUUCAGAUCUUCCGUGCGCACUUGUGGCAGAAGAUUCACGAAAGUGUAGUCAUGGACUUGUGUCAGGUCUUUGAUCAGGAGCUAGAGCCUCUCCAGAUCGAGACAGUACAGAAGGAGACUAUUCACCCUCGUAAGAGUUACAAGAUGAAUUCAUCUUGCGCCGAUAUCUUGAUGUUCUCAGCCUACAAAUGGAAUAUCUCUCGGCCUUCAUUGGUCACAGAUGUUGCAACAAGUAUUGGAUUGACGCUUCAGCUUCGGUGGGGUGACUUCGACACCCAUGAUAUCGAGCGGUGUACUCAUGCCAAGUUCUUGGACUACGUGUCCGACUCCAUGAGUAUCUACCCCUCACCAACUGGUGUUAUGAUCAGCAUGGAUCUAGCCUAUAACCUGUGGUCUGCGUACGGCAACUGGUUCCCCGGUAUGAAGCCUCUGAUUCAGCAAGCCAUGGCCAAGAUCAUGAAGGCCAAUCCGGCAUGCCACGGUCUCCAGUUGUACUCUUCUGAGCCCACGGAGCCUUAUCUCAACAGCCAGAACUAUUCGAAUUAUUUUCGAACCAGAUCAUUUGGUUCGUCGACGGACACUAAUGUGUAUCGUGUCACUAUCCACAAGACGUUCGAAGGUAACUUGACGACUAAACCGAUUAACGGCGCCAUCUUUAUCUUCAACCCACGUUCUGGACAGUUGUUCCUGAAGAUCAUCCACACCAGUUGGAAGACUGCCGAAGAAGUGGCUGCAUUGGUUCGUUCACUGCCUGUUGAAGAACAGCCGAAGCAGGUCAUCGUCACUCACAAGGGCAUGUUGGACCCUCUCGAGGUUCAUUUACUUGAUUUCCCGAACAUCGUUAUCAAGGGAAGUGAGUUACAACUGCCCUUCCAGGCUUGCAUGAAGAUGGAGAAGUUCGGUUCCUACUUGUACGACGACUGGCUCAAGUUGGUGUCCAGCUACACUGCCUUCUCUCGUCUUAUCCUCCUCCUUUGUGGCUUGCACGUCAACAACGAGAAGGCGAAGAUUAUUUUGCACCCGGACAAGUCGACCAUUACAGAGCCUCACUUCGUCUGGCCCACUCUUACAGAUGAUGAAUGGAUCAAGGUUGAGGUCGCAAUGAAGGAUCUUAUACUGGCAGAUUUCGGCAAGCGGAACAGCGUCAACAUCGCGUCCUUGACUGCGAGUGAAAUUCGUGACAUCAUUCUUGGUCAAGAGAUUGCCGCUCCCUCCAUACAGCGCCAGCAGAUGGCUGAGCUUGAAAAGAGUAAUGAGGCGCAGGGUGUUACCGCUGUGCAAACUCAGACCACCAACGUUCACGGUGAAACGAUUCAGACCGUGUUUAGCAGCAAAUCUGAUUGGCGUGUCCGUGCCAUCUCUGCUACGCAUCUUCCUCUCCAUCUCCAACAUAUCUAUGUCUCCAAUGAUGAUAUCAAGGACGACACUGCUUCAUACACCCAUGUAUUGCCGAAGAACAUCCUGCGGGCAUUCAUCACUGCAGCAGAUCUUCGCACUCAGGUUGCGGCCUUCCUGUACAGUGUAUCACCAAGCAGUAACAAUAGCGUUGAGCUGCCCAACCAGUUGCCGAGGGACGACUUCCUUCUCAAAGAUCUCAGACCUCCUGGGUGGGUCAAGACGCAAGCGCUUGAACUCAGUCAUCUUUCUCCCACAGACAUCACCAUUCAAGCCAAGCUGAUGUCUGGAUCCAAGAUGCCAACGCAAUAUGUAACGUUUUUUGGCGCUGCCUUGUUGUUUCCACGCGGCCGCAAAUAA